AUGAGCAGCACGAUUGUGCAGAAGCUGCGGAUCGCGCUUGAGCGGCAAACGCGGCGCCAACGGGCGGGCAGCAACGCCCCUUCCAACUGCACCAUUGUUGUUGGGAAGCGGAUGACACCCAACGGGUGUGAGUCUGUAGUGUGCCUCGCGAGCCGCCGGCCGGAGGAGCGGCGCCAGCAUCGUGUUGUUCUUCCCGGCCUUGGCCCAGGCGACGUCAUUCGCGCACCGGUGCGCUUUUUUGAAGGCAUUGUGCAGAAACGGCGGCUGCCGAAUUCCGCGCACUGUCGUCUGUGGCGUGGUGAAGAUGGAGGGGGGGCCGCGUGGGGGCGGCNUUGUGCAGAAACGGCGGCUGCCGAAUUCCGCGCACUGUCGUCUGUGGCGUGGUGA
Molecule: messenger RNA, 387 nt
Organism: Trypanosoma grayi
Lineage: Eukaryota; Euglenozoa; Kinetoplastea; Trypanosomatida; Trypanosomatidae
Exons: 1
Coding region: 1-387 (128 amino acids)
Source: RefSeq, a predicted model, not a curated record